Messenger RNA from Dentiscutata erythropus, 1002 nucleotides. The record is from the annotation of a GenBank genome assembly. Lineage: Eukaryota; Fungi; Glomeromycota; Glomeromycetes; Diversisporales; Gigasporaceae.
AUGCCUUUAAUAGCAAUUUGUAGCAUUGAUCGAUUUGGGUCCACAUAUCCAUUAGUAUUCGCACUUGUAUACUCAGAAACACAAGAUUUUUACAGUUGGGUACUACAACAACUAAGUCAAGUUCUAGUUGUAUUUACUAGUAAUGCACAAGCAUCAGUUGUGUACAUGGCACAUUUUAAAAAUAUUAGAAAUAAAUUUCAAAAGGAUGUUGAUAUUGAUGAAUUUACUAAGGUUGUUCAAAAACUUGUCUAUAGCGAUCUUCAGAAAAACCAAAUUGAGCAAGAGCUUAAAUUGUUAUGGAAUCAAUUUCCAAAUGCAAAAGUAUAUAUGUGCGAGACAUGGAUACCACAUAAAACAAGUUGGCUUGCACCUUAUACAAAAUGCAACAUAAAUCUUGACAUAAGAUCAAGUCAACGUGUUGAGAAAUUCACUCAAAAACAAGCAUAUGAAACAUUUAUACAUCAAAAUAAAUACACACAUGAUGGAACAGAUACUGGUUUAGAAAAGCUAAGAUUAGUGUACUCACGAUUUGCAUUCAUAACAUUUAUAAAACCACAAGAAGAACUUGCUAAAUCUAAUAUUUAUAAAAUAUUUGAAACACCUGUACAUGCUUACACCCACGAUGAACUAGAACUUCAUGCCGGCAUAUUAUUUGCUUUUUCAAAUUUGAUACAGCAAGUUUCAGAAUACAUCACUGAGUAUGGAGAAAUGCCAAAACUUUCACAAAGAGACCAAAUAAAUACAAAGGCAAUUUUUGAAACAAUUAAUAUUAAAAAUACUGCAAGCUAUGAUAAAAUCCAGAUGCCAGAAAUUAAGCAUUCAUGUAAAAUCUUUUAUCAAACAAAAAUUAAAAAAAAUGAUUUUAUUGCUCUUAAAACAACUAGUAUUAGUAACAUGGUUAAUAAUGAUAAAGUUAAAAUAUUACCAAUUAAACACGGUCGACCACCAAAAAGUACUAUUGGACAAAGUUCAAAUAGCGUAGUUAAAUCAUAUUUGCCUGAA